AUGCAGUCCCGCGAGCCCGUCACGGCGAACGAGGCGCUGCUGCUGCGUGCCUCAUGCCUCGCGCCGCACCACCGCGUGCGCGUCCGCCACAUUCACUUCGUGGGCGGCUGGAGGUGGAAGGGCAUCCCGCCCGACGAGAAGUGCGGCAUCUGCAGCAACGCCUUCGAAGUGCAUUGCAACGCGUGCGACAAACCCGGGGAAGCCUGUCCGCCGGCCUUCGGAGCGUGUGGUCACGUCUUCCACCUUCACUGCAUCGGGACGUGGCUGAGCAGAGAAGACGCUCUGCGCGAGAAUCAGGCUGGCUGCCCGCUUUGCCGGCGACCGUGGCGCUUCAAAACUGCGAGCGAAACUCCUGCGGCGAACGAGGGAGGGCCCGGCGAGACCCCCUCGCGCUGA
Messenger RNA from Besnoitia besnoiti, 396 nucleotides. Its product is annotated as putative anaphase promoting complex subunit 11. Bases 1 to 396 code for a protein of 131 amino acids. Gene Ontology annotation, molecular function: ubiquitin protein ligase activity; cullin family protein binding; zinc ion binding. Gene Ontology annotation, cellular component: anaphase-promoting complex; nucleus. NCBI's taxonomy places the organism in Eukaryota, Apicomplexa, Conoidasida, Eucoccidiorida, Sarcocystidae. The record is from RefSeq and is a predicted model, not a curated record. Gene Ontology annotation, biological process: positive regulation of mitotic metaphase/anaphase transition; anaphase-promoting complex-dependent catabolic process; protein ubiquitination. The transcript has 2 exons.